CAUAUAGAAACAUAGAGUUUGAAUCCAUUUCUAGAAAGAGAGAGACAUUGAUAGAGCUGAAUGGAGGUUCGAGGCACUGCUCCAUCUAUGCAGCAACCGGCGCCGAUCAAAAUAAUGUUUCUGGUGGCGGCGAUAGCCGCCGGAGUGCAAUUCGGGUGGGCCCUACAGCUCUCCCUCCUCACUCCAUACGUGCAGCUGCUGGGGAUCCCCCACACCUGGGCGGCCUUCAUCUGGCUGUGCGGCCCCAUUUCCGGCCUCAUCGUGCAGCCUAUCGUCGGCUACUACAGCGACAACUGCACCUCCCGCUUCGGCCGCCGCAAACCCUUCAUCGCCGCCGGAGCUGCGCUUGUCGCAAUGGCCGUUUUCCUCAUUGGCUUCGCCGCUGAUAUAGGUCAUGCCAGCGGCGAUCAUUCCGGCAAGGACCCAAAACCUAGGGCAAUUGCCGUUUUUGUCGUCGGAUUCUGGAUCCUCGACGUUGCUAAUAACAUGUUGCAGGGACCGUGUAGGGCUUUGCUGGCGGAUCUAUCAGGCGGAGAAGCUCGGAGAAUGAGCACAUCAAACGCGCUCUUCUCCUUCUUCAUGGCGGUGGGAAACGUCCUCGGCUACGCCGCCGGCUCCUACACUCACCUCUACAAAAUCUUCCCCUUCUCCAAAACCGAGGCCUGCGAAUUCUACUGCGCGAAUCUCAAGACUUGCUUCAUAAUCGCCAUCGCCUUAUUAUCAAUCCUCACCGCACUCGCCCUUACCUUCGUCCGCGACGUCCCCGCCUCCGCUGCGGCGACGGAGCCGGCCAAAAAGGGUAAAAUCCCGGUGCUGGGGGAAUUAUUCGGUGCGUUGAAGGACCUCCCUAAGCCGAUGUGGAUCCUUUUAUUGGUGACGUGUUUGAAUUGGAUUGCGUGGUUCCCUUUCCUGCUAUUCGACACUGAUUGGAUGGGGAAAGAGGUGUACGGCGGGAAGGUGGGCGAGGGGAAUCUGUACGACCGCGGCGUACGCGCCGGCGCGUUAGGUUUGAUGCUGAAUUCGGUGGUUUUGGGGGUGGCGUCGCUUGGGGUGCAGUUCUGCUCAAGAGGCCUUGUAAAGGUGAAGAAGCUUUGGGGCUUCGCCAAUUUCUUGCUGGCCAUCGGUUUAGGCAUGACGGUGGUGAUCACCAAGAUGGCGCAGCACACGCGCCACUACGGCGCUGAUGGAACGCUGCACACACCGGAGCCCGGCGUCAAGAUUGGAGCUUUGGUACUCUUUGCUAUCCUCGGCAUUCCUCUCUCGGUGACUUACAGCAUUCCAUUUGCUUUGGCUUCCAUAUUUUCCAGUAAUUCUGGUUCUGGACAAGGCCUAUCACUUGGAGUUCUAAAUCUUGCAAUAGUUAUUCCACAGAUGCUGGUUUCCGUAACAAGUGGGCCGUGGGACGAUCUCUUCGGAGGUGGGAACCUACCUGCAUUUGUGGUCGGAGCAGUGGCCGCCGCCCUCAGCGGUGUUUUGGCUCUCACGAUCCUUCCAUCGCCGCCUCCUGAAAUGGUGGCGAGCAAGGCUAUGACUUCCGGAGGAUUUCACUAAAAUUAAUGUGUCGCUCGUUGCACGCUUUUAUCUGAACUUAUAAAUGUUGUCCUCUAUCUUAUAUAUCUCCAACUUUAAUGGUAUUUGUAUACAUUAGUUAUAACGUGAUUAUUGUUAUGUGGUUUUUCGCUA
Salvia hispanica is the source of this 1683-nucleotide messenger RNA. Its product is annotated as sucrose transport protein-like. Gene Ontology annotation, molecular function: sucrose:proton symporter activity. The record is from RefSeq and is a predicted model, not a curated record. Gene Ontology annotation, cellular component: plasma membrane; vacuole. Gene Ontology annotation, biological process: transmembrane transport; sucrose transport. NCBI's taxonomy places the organism in Eukaryota, Viridiplantae, Streptophyta, Magnoliopsida, Lamiales, Lamiaceae.